AUGUCUGCCGUCGAGGCCCAAGACGUAGAGAUGGUGGCGGCGGAGGAAGAAGUCGAUGAAACGGCCAAGAAUGCCUUGGAGGCCGAUGCUUUAGUGCUAGCAGAUCUCAAACAGAAUUUUGCCUUACUUGAACGAGCCGUGGCGACCAUUGAAUCUCGCUUCAUAACACGUGUUUUACGGACUAUCGCAUCGAUUCGAAAGCGUCUGAAUGCGAAUGUAUUGAGUCAGGCCAUUCAAUUAGCUUUUCCGAGAGAUUCACCUGAUAGAAGUAAAUUGCUGGACUAUCUCGGAAAGGAAAGUGGCGUGAUGGAAGUCGAUUUCGAUGAAGACACUCGCGAACAGGUUCCAAUUUUGCCAGAAAUAGAUUUUUAUCUUAGUCUGAUGGUUAUGAUAUAUCUCUUGGACAGACAAGAACUUGAAAAGGGCGUUCAAUUGGCAAACGAGACUACGGCCAGGCUUCAGACUUUCAGUCGCCGUACAUUAGAUCAACUUUCUGCACGCAUAUACUUUUAUUAUGCUCGUUUCUACGAACUUUUGGGGAAAUUGGCCGAAAUAAGGCCAAUAUUACUGGCGGCUCAGAGAACGGCUACGUUACGACACGACGAUGAUUGUCAGGCCACUUUGCUUAACCUACUUUUACGGAAUUAUUUCCAUUACAACCUUUACGAUCAAGCGGAUAAGUUGGUCAGCAAAGCAACAUUCCCCGAGUCCGCGGGAAACAAUCAACAAGCGCGCUAUAUGUACUAUUUGGGUCGCAUCAAGGCUAUCCAGCUUGACUAUACUGCCUCGCAUAAUCACUUGUUACAGGCCAUGCGCAAGGCGCCACAGAAUACGAUUGCGGCGGGUUUCCAACAGGCUGUAUAUAAGCUUUCGAUAAUUGUUCAGCUAUUGAUGGGAGAGAUUCCUGAACGAAGUAUAUUUAGACAACCAGUUCUCAGGAAACCAUUGAUCCCUUAUUUACAUAUUGUGCAAGCUGUACGGGUUGGCGACUUGUCAAAUUUCCAAGAAACACUCGCUAAAUAUAGCGAUGUCUUUCGAGCUGACAAAACCUUCACGUUGAUUUUAAGGUUACGACAUAACGUCAUUAAAACGGGUAUCCGGAUGAUAAGCUUAUCAUAUUCACGCAUACAUUUGCGUGACAUCUGUUUGAAAUUACAUUUAGACAGCGAGGAAGAUGCUGAAUAUAUUGUUGCCAAGGCCAUCCGUGAUGGUGUCAUUGACGCUACUAUAGAUCAUGAACAUGGAUACAUGAAGUCAAAGGAAAAUGUCGAUAUUUAUUCCACAAAUGAGCCCCAAGUUGCCUUCCAUCAGCGUAUUAGCUUUUGCCUGAAUCUACAUAACGAAUCCGUAAAGGCCAUGAGGUUCCCUCUGAAUGCUCAUCGCAAAGAAUUAGCGUCCGCAGACGCACUGCGCGAAAGAGAACGAGAGCUUGUCAAGGAAAUUGCCGAAGGUGAAAUGGAUGAGGACGAUGAUGUGGCAGACUUCUAG
Molecule: messenger RNA, 1488 nt
Organism: Paraglomus occultum
Lineage: Eukaryota; Fungi; Glomeromycota; Glomeromycetes; Paraglomerales; Paraglomeraceae
Source: the annotation of a GenBank genome assembly